Anopheles nili is the source of this 1161-nucleotide messenger RNA. Its product is annotated as ethanolaminephosphotransferase 1. The record is from RefSeq and is a predicted model, not a curated record. The transcript is spliced from 6 exons. Bases 1 to 1161 code for a protein of 386 amino acids. Gene Ontology annotation, biological process: phosphatidylethanolamine biosynthetic process. Gene Ontology annotation, cellular component: Golgi apparatus; endoplasmic reticulum membrane. Gene Ontology annotation, molecular function: ethanolaminephosphotransferase activity. NCBI's taxonomy places the organism in Eukaryota, Metazoa, Arthropoda, Insecta, Diptera, Culicidae.
AUGAGUGACGCUUACCUGACCAAGGAGCAUCUAGCGGGGUUCGAUAAUUAUAAGUACAAUGCUAAGGAUACGUCGCCCCUCAGUAUUUAUCUUAUGCAUCCGUUUUGGAAUUGGCUCGUAGAGUAUUUUCCGAAAUGGAUCGCACCGAAUGUGAUGACGUUUGCAGGCUUCCUGUUCACAGUGGCCAACUUCGUGCUACUGUCUUGGUACGAUUGGGGUUUCUGGGCGAGCACGGAACUGGAAAACACGACGCCGGUACCGAACUGGUUCUGGGCGCUUGCAGCAGUAAACAUUUUUCUCGCCUACACGCUUGAUGGCAUUGAUGGCAAGCAAGCGCGAAGAAUCAAGCUCUCCGGUCCGCUAGGCGAGCUGUUUGAUCACGGGCUUGAUUCGUACUCGGCAUUCUUCAUCCCGGCAUGCCUGUACAGUAUUUUCGGACGCGGCCCUACAUCAGUACCGCCGAUACGAAUGUACUACAUUAUGUGGACGAUUUUCUUCAAUUUCUAUCUCUCGCACUGGGAAAAGUAUAACACGGGCGUGUUGUAUUUGCCCUGGGGCUACGAUCUUGGCAUGUGGGGCUCCGUGUUGAUGUACCUAGCUACGUGGAUGUUUGGCUAUCAACUGUGGAAAGUAUCCCUUCCAUGGGGUAUCUCAGCGGGUCAGUUGAUGGAGCUGUGUCUGCACGUGAGCGCCAUGUCGAACCUGCCGAUGGUGGUGUAUAAUAUGUACCGAUCAUACAAGGAUCGUACCGGCAAAAUGCGCACGAUGAAGGAAGCGAUGAGACCACUUUUCACGUACGGCACCUUCAUGUUUGUGUGCCUACUGUGGGUGUUUGUGUCCCCCAACGACAUCAUGAACCGUGAUCCACGAGCAGUGUACAUCAUGACAGGGACGAUUUUUAGCAAUAUAAGCUGCCGAUUAAUUGUGUCGCAAAUGUCUAACACGACGGCAGAAACGUUCAACUGGAUGACAGGUGCGCUUUGCGGAGCCAUUCUAAUGAGCCUCACAAUGCCCUUGCUUGAAAGGCCAUUGCUAUACUUACUCGUACUCGGGUCGUCAUUCGCUCAUUGGCAUUACGGCAGUGGAGUGGUACAACAAAUGUGCACACAUUUUAACCGACGCUGCUUUAUGGUAACAAAACCGACCGAAUCCAAAGAAUAG